UUGCGGUGCCAUUCUACACUUUCUUACUCUGCUACAAGUUCGCAGUUUGUUUUCAGUGUAUCGGAACACAACUGGGGAUGGCAUGAGCACGAUUUCAUCGGUGUUUACGAAAGACUCACGGAAAAAGCACCAUGUUUUGCUAGUUUUAGUGCCCGUCAUGAGGCUAUCGCUGUCAUCAUGGACAAUCGGCCACCACCAAGUGAGGAGAAACGCGCCAAUCAAGUCUUCUUCUUGAUAGAUCCACGAGCGCAUAGGCAGGACCCAAGAAAGUUCAAGAGCAUUGGAGAAGUUAAGCGAUACUAUGGAGAUCAAGUGGAAUCAGCGCUAAGAGAAAUACAAGAAGUCGGCGAGACGAUUGAGAAAAUGUGGCGUAUUUUCUCACCAUCAACCUACUCUAGUGAUAUCAACCCAGAUGUAAGCAGAAUGGAUCGAAUCAUUGAGCUGAUGACACAGUACGAGGCCGGAAGACUGCAACGAAGAGCAUGGGCAGAAAAGAUGCAAUCAAGGCGAAUGCGUCACUUCUUCGAGGACGAGUUCUCGGAU
This is a messenger RNA of Cooperia oncophora, 543 nucleotides long. The record is from the annotation of a GenBank genome assembly. Lineage: Eukaryota; Metazoa; Nematoda; Chromadorea; Rhabditida; Trichostrongylidae.